AUGGAUUGUAUAGGGAAAUCUUCUGAAUUAGGGUCUGGUGUUGUUUGUAAUAGUGAAUCUGAAUCAGUAGAAAAUGUAGUUUUUGGUGGAGAUGUUAGGUGUUGUAUACAAGCUUCUCCUCCAAGGGGAAAUGGGUCAAGGAAUACUAGUCCGAUGGGCCGAGUCGGGUCGAGGAACACGAGUCCGUCUAGGCAGAUUGUUAAGACUAAACCAAGGGGUUUAGAUGAAGAAACACAUGCUACAUUUGGUAAAGUAGUACACGCCGAUGUUCAAAUGGAGGAUAACAUAUGGGCUAUGUUGCCUGAGGAUUUGUUGCAUGAGAUCCUAGCUAGGAUUCCUCCGUUUCUGAUUUUUCGGCUUCGUUUGGUUUGUAAGAGAUGGAAUUCGCUGCUUCAGGAUAGUAGUUUCUUUAAAUUUCAUUCUAGUGUUCCGUCGGAUGGACCUUGUGUUCUUAGUUUCUGUAAGAGCUCGUUGAUCCCGCAAUGUUCUGUUUAUAGUUUACCGCUUAAAGCUUGGUAUAGAAUGUCUUUCACGUUUUUGCCGCAUUGGGCUAUCUGGUUAGUUGGCUCUUCUGGUGGUCUUGUUUGCUUUUCCGGGUGUGAAGGAUCGGUGUUUUAUAUAUUGGUUUGUAAUCCCCUCACUCAAACGUGGAGGAUAUUGCCGAGUAUGCAUUUUAAUCAACAAAGGCAAUUGAUAAUGGUUGUUGAUCGAUCGGAUCGGUCAUUUAAAGUGAUAGCAACGAAUGAUAUAUGUAGUGACAAGUCAUUGCCGACUGAGAUUUAUCACUCAAAGGAAGACCGGUGGUCGGUUCAUCAGACUAUGCCGGCUUCUAAUCUUUGUUCUUCAAAGAUGGCAUAUUGUGAUUCUAGGUUAUACUUGGAAACCCUUUCGCCGCUUGGUUUGAUGAUGUAUAGACUAGAUAUAAAUAGUUGGGAACAUAUUCCCGCUAGGUUCCCGCGAUCGUUACUCGACGGUUAUUUGGUUGCCGGUACCCAGAAACGGCUUUUUCUUGUUGGAAGGAUCGGUCUUUACAGCACUCUACAGAGUAUAAAAAUUUGGGAAUUGGAUCAUGCCAAGAUUUUGUGGGUGGAGAUUAGUAGGAUGCCGCCAAAGAAUUUUCGUUCGUUAUUGAGAUUAUCGGCUGAGAGAUUCGAAUGCUUUGGACUUGACAACUUAAUCUGCUUCACGUCUUAUAACCAAGGGAAGGGCCUUCUAUUUGACGUCGAUAAAAAGAUCUGGUCUUGGAUCGGUGGAUCGGCUUUUCAGUCGUACAACAAUCAAGCUUGUUUCUACGAGCCAAGGUUUGAUGCUUCUAUCUACUAA
Lathyrus sativus (Indian pea) is the source of this 1323-nucleotide messenger RNA. The record is from the annotation of a GenBank genome assembly. Lineage: Eukaryota; Viridiplantae; Streptophyta; Magnoliopsida; Fabales; Fabaceae.